AUGGGCGUCUUACCGGUCUGCAAUGGCACGACGACAAUGAAGACCGCGACCACGACCAAAACGAGGCUGGCGUUAGAAGUUGUGUCCGAGGUACCACCGUGCCCGCCUGCUCAUUUUAAAGUCGAUAAACGCCCGCGACUAUCUAUACCAUCGACCCGCAUUAGGGCGAGCCGGCACCUGGCCGAGUUCACUCUACCACGACGUCCUCCAACGCACAAGCCUGUGCCACCUCCGUCCACCUCUCCCUGGAGCGGGAAUCUCCUUCUCGCGUGCUCCGCACUCCUGCUAGGCAUAACCGAAGCUUUCCUAGGUUUCCUUCUACUUAUCCCCUCUUUCACUACCAGGCCUGACGCGCAAAUCGUUCAACUGAAGAACGAAGCCGCCCUCUGGCUUGUCUACGGCUCCUAUGCGUGCUUCGUCAGCGUCGCCAUCAGCGGCGUGCUCUCCGCAAGUUGUCUCUACAUGGUCGCUGAGGCUCGUCGGUCUGUACUAGAACCCAGCCGGCGGUCGAAAAUUGCAAAGAUGUUGGCAAGACUCGGCUAUAAUUAUUCCGCGCGUACCUUUCUAGAGGUCCGAGAUGAGUGGCAGCUGGCCCUGGCGGAUGUCCUGGAGACCCUCGGCUUAUUUCUUCUGGGCUUGUCUGCAUUUCCGCUCGCUUUCGGCGCUUCUUGUUGUGUCAUAGGCCUAAGACAGUACGUAUUGACUGGUAUCGGAAGCGACGUGGUCGCGCUAGGCGAGUUUACGUUGGAGAUAUCGGCGGUAUACACGCUCGGACGCUUACUUCAUUCAUUCUUCCCUGCUGCCUUUGAAUCGUACCUGCGCAAGGAGUACCGGUGUGAAGUCGCCGGGCCGCGGUCGCCGGUGGCUAGGCGGCCCGUUCCAUACCCUGACCUCGUCGAUCUUAAGGAUAGCGCUUUGGCUGCCAUAAGACCGCGACCUGCGCCGAGCUUCUACCUCCGGAACACGCCCAUAUUACGCAGAGGUUGUUCGGAAAAUGUUCACCUGUACUCCGUGCAUAACGAUCUUCGAACGACCUCGAUAUUGGGUACCCCAAGUCUAUGGACGCCCCGGAGAGAUCUGGCGCGGUACGCACCAGAUGUGCUGCACGUCUCUUAG
This is a messenger RNA of Gloeophyllum trabeum ATCC 11539, 1116 nucleotides long. RefSeq lists its product as uncharacterized. NCBI's taxonomy places the organism in Eukaryota, Fungi, Basidiomycota, Agaricomycetes, Gloeophyllales, Gloeophyllaceae. Bases 1 to 1116 code for a protein of 371 amino acids. The transcript has 2 exons. The record is from RefSeq and is a predicted model, not a curated record.